UUUUACGCGUUGGAGCCAGCAAGAUGAGCGCCCGGAAGCCGCCGAGCCUCGCGCUGCAGCCCGCGCUCGUCCAGGACAACAUCCCGUCGGAGGUCGUGCCCAAGCUCUGGGUCGGCUCGAUCCACGCGGCCUUCAACUUUGAGGCCAUCAAGGAGCGCAAGAUCACGCAUGUGCUCAACGUCUCGGGCACGGUCGCCACGUACCCGCAGGACUUUACCUACCUCACGAUCGACCUCCGCGACAAGGAGUACACGAACCUCCUCAGCUGCCUUCCGAUCACGACGGUCUUCCUCGAAGCCGGCAUGCAGAACGGCGGCGUUCUCGUUCACUGCGCGGGCGGGCGGUCCCGGUCGCCGGCGAUCGCGAUGGCUUACAUCAUGCUCACGCAAGGCUUUCCGUACGCCGAGGCCUUUGCCAAGCUGCGGUCCGUGCGCUCGGUCGUCGCGCUCAACACGGGCUUUGAGGACCAAUUGCAGUGCUUGGAGAAGGCGCAGCUCGAUGUCUUCAAGGCCCACCAGCUGUUGCUGCAGACAAAGAUGGUGCGGGCGCGGGCCCGGCGCGCGCAGCACCUGCCCAUCGAGCUCGAUCAUAUCAAGAAGAGCGCCGAGACCGACAAGCGCAUGCUGCUGGGCAUCGUUCCGAGCGGCUUUUACCUCACACGGCCGUCGUCGCCCAAGACGCAGCACUUUAUCCCGCCGCUUCGGUCCAUGGGUCACGUCUACGGCUGCAUCGAGUGCGGCACGCCGCUCUUUUGCACGGCCAACGUCCUCAAGCACACGGCGAGCACGGACGCCGCGACGUGGACCGUCGCGGUCGACCGCAAACGCGCCGCCAGCUGUCCCGAGACGCCGCGCGGCCGCCAGCAGGUGCCGUCGCGGCCCUUUUCCAAGGACCCGGAUGCGAGUCCGUUUGACGAUGACGACGACGACGAAGUGGCGAACCGACCCGACGCGAUCGCCGACCAGCGCGUGCUCGAGUCGAUGCUGCGGGACGUGGCGAGCCUCGAGGUCGUCCCGUCGUCGUCGUCGUCGUCGGCGAUCCACGUGAGCUCUCCGACCAAGUCGGUGUCGUCGCGAAAAAAAAUAUGGCGCGCAUGGUCCAAGCAGUUUAGCUUCCGUCUCACGAGUCCGACCAGUAAUGACAGCAGCGACAAGACCAAGAUGACGCCGUCGACACCGGAUACCGAGCUGCGUACGUGGCGCGCGCAGCUCAAGGAGCUGGAAAAAAAUGGCUCCCGAUCCCAAAUACGACGCGUGUCGGCCGUCAUGGGCGACGACGAGAAGCAGUUUGCAGCGCUCUCCAGCGGCUGCGACCUGUGGUAUCUCGAGCCGCUGCGGUGGUUUGGCCCCAUGAGUGCUGCCACCGGCAGCGUCAAGUGCCCGAAAGAAGGCUGCGCCCACAUUGUCGGGCAGUGGCAGUGGGAUGCGACGACCUCCAAGUGUCUCUGUGGCGGACUGGUGCACCCAGCGUUCACCGUCAAGCAGUCAGCCGUGAAGUUGCUUCCGAUGGCAACGCGGCUGCCACCGACACGCCCCGAGCGUCAAGAGACAACCAACUAAGGUGGCUAACGGACGUUGCGAGCAGAUCGCUGUAAACAGUAAUUGUCUGCUUG
Saprolegnia parasitica CBS 223.65 is the source of this 1612-nucleotide messenger RNA. RefSeq lists its product as hypothetical. Bases 24 to 1559 code for a protein of 511 amino acids. NCBI's taxonomy places the organism in Eukaryota, Oomycota, Saprolegniomycetes, Saprolegniales, Saprolegniaceae. The record is from RefSeq and is a predicted model, not a curated record. The transcript has 8 exons. Gene Ontology annotation, biological process: protein dephosphorylation. Gene Ontology annotation, molecular function: protein tyrosine/serine/threonine phosphatase activity.